This is a messenger RNA of Peronospora farinosa, 204 nucleotides long. NCBI's taxonomy places the organism in Eukaryota, Oomycota, Peronosporomycetes, Peronosporales, Peronosporaceae. The record is from the annotation of a GenBank genome assembly.
AUGGACGAAGAAAAGGUACAGGCUUAUGCGGACUUGGCGGCGCAGAUGAUGGAGUUGCAUGCGUCGAUUGCGCUGCUAGCACAAAACGUGGAGAAGAUGGCACGUACGGAUGAGGAGGUCACGAAUAUGACACGAAUCUUUAAUGGAGUGUUUAAGAAUGCGGCACAACAGACAAACUAUCGAGACCCUUCGACGUCUGUAUAA